AUGGGAUUCCCCAGGGAGGGCAUCAAGACGUUGAAGACGAACACCGUUGUAGCACAGCUGGAAGUGAUAUCGCUCUCGUCGAAGGUGACAUGUGUGGACGGACGAUUUGUCUUCCACUAUCGUCUUAUCUCAAAACUGUUGUUUUUUCGAGAAGCAUCAGUGUUUCAUCGACGAUGUCCGAAGGAUGAUGGGACAACGACCAUUUCUCGCUUAGAUGGCUGUUUAAUGAUUAAAUGA
This is a messenger RNA of Angiostrongylus costaricensis, 237 nucleotides long. Lineage: Eukaryota; Metazoa; Nematoda; Chromadorea; Rhabditida; Metastrongylidae. The record is from the annotation of a GenBank genome assembly.